Colletotrichum godetiae is the source of this 558-nucleotide messenger RNA. RefSeq lists its product as uncharacterized. NCBI's taxonomy places the organism in Eukaryota, Fungi, Ascomycota, Sordariomycetes, Glomerellales, Glomerellaceae. The transcript has a single exon. The record is from RefSeq and is a predicted model, not a curated record. The annotation marks the transcript as partial.
CUGAUACCUCAUCCAAGACGUCCGGGGAUUCAGUUGAAGGCCGGAUUCUUUGCCGCAUUCAUUACUAUUUCCUUGUCCUUCUUCCUGGGAAAGGGAAAGACCCGGACUGGCAUCGUGGCGUUUUGGUACUAGCUUCUCAGUAUAGCAAAGAGGCGGGGCGUUUCGAACGCAAUGGGGGCACGACUCUGUACCCUAAAAGUGCGGAAUUUUUGGGCAAAGUAAAGCGUUGUACUGACAUGAUAACGGGUGUUGUCGCAAGCAACGUCCAAAAGACGAGAAGUUACAUUAUUGCCGCGAAACCAAAGUCACGGGAGUUUCAGGCCUUCACGAAGACGACGUAUAAUACAAGGUGGGGCAAUAGAUGUGGAGACCACACUAUUAACGCAGCGAGGAAGAUGGCUGGCCAGAAGCCUCUGAAAAGGGUUCAGAAAGUGAGGGAAGAUAGGAUUCCCGGGCGUUAUCUCAGAGCGAUGGGAGGUAUGGAAGACGAUUCAGAAGAAGACCUAGACUCUGAAGAUGAUUGAGGAAAAUAGGAGAACAAAUUGUUUAGGCUAGGGC